UUAAUUCAUCUGUUGAAACCACAGCUGUGCCCCUCUCACCCUCUUCAUAAUGACAGUCAAAGAUGCCAAUUUUCUGCACCCAUCGGUUACAAAUUGGAAAAAACCACCCACAAUUAAGUAUCUCUUUCAUUCUAUUAAAUUUCCAAGGCUUCUAGCGAGCUUGUGUUUCUUUCUGCAAAGCCUGAAGAUGAAGCGUUACGCAGCGCCUGCAGCAGCACCAUCACCAGUGGAGAACAAUGACAAGAUCGAGAAACCAUUAGCACCAGCGUCUCCUCCUCCCAAGCUUGAAAGAAAAAAUUCCCUUGAGGAAGAACCAAAAACUUUACUUCAGGAGGAAAUGGAUAAUGCCAGGGAGGCAGCCCUCAAAAUCAUCAAUUCCCACACCAAGGAGGAAGCUCUGAAAAUAUUCCUGACGGGUUUGGUGCCAGUGGAAACAACCUCAAAGCAGGUGAAAAAGGAUGUUGUCGUGUCUGACUGUGAUGACUACGAGUGAAACAUUGUUCCAUUGGAAUAUGCUAUGAUGGUGCUGGAAAUGUUAAGGAGUGCUUAUUUCUGUGUUUUCUCUGGUUUAGUACUUUUGUUAUUGUUGUUUAAAUUAUCAAACAGUUCAUUUCCUUCAGUUGAGAAUGUUAUUGUCCUGUUAUUCUGAACUAUUCAAAUUUCGCAUUUGACUUAUUUGGUUUUGCUUCA
This is a messenger RNA of Vigna angularis (adzuki bean), 690 nucleotides long. RefSeq lists its product as uncharacterized. The transcript has 3 exons. The record is from RefSeq and is a predicted model, not a curated record. The coding region runs from base 50 to 493 and encodes 147 amino acids. Lineage: Eukaryota; Viridiplantae; Streptophyta; Magnoliopsida; Fabales; Fabaceae.